UGAGUUUUUAAAGUUUUUAGCAGCUUUGUUUGAGGCUUUUUCGUUGAAUUUUAAAACCAGUCAGGCUUUCGCGACAACCUGGACGUUUAGGGUCAGUCAGGAAUGUUGGCUAUGGAUGCUUUUUGACCUGGACACUCAUCCUACUUGUGAAACUUGAUUCUGUAUGAAAGCACUGUCAUGUCAUGUUCAGUCAGAUCUGACGGGAAAGUCAGAAUUUACCAAAACUAUGAAAGAGGCGGGGGGAGCAUUUGGGCCAACUGGGGCUCAAAAGGGGAAACCGUCUGUGCAGGAGAUCGACCAGGGGGUUUCUCGCAGGUAUGUAUUUGAAGAAAGACGGACAUUAAUGGUCAUUUGUACCUUCUGUGGAAAUGCAAGGGUUCCAAUCUUCAGGGUUGCAGUUUGUAAAGUUAAACAGUAACAAAUUAACACCAAUAAUUUGGUUUAUUUAGAAUAUCAGAGAAAUGUUUAUUUAUUUAUUUUUUUAUUCUUUUUGUCCAUGUUGCUCCUACAUUCAUAAAUGUAGGAGCGCCAUUAAAUAUUUAGCAUUCAAAUUAAAUAUUUGAAUUUCCAAACUAAAUAUUUAAGUUGGGGCUUAGUUUGCAAACUAGAUAAUUAGCGUUCUAAUUAAAUACUUUAUUUGAAAGUUAAAAAUUUAGUUUGUAAACUGAAUAUUUAACUCCAAAUUACGUAUUCAGUUUGGAACUCUGACAUUUAUUAAUGUAUGAAUAACAUAGUGAAAAUAUGACUUUGAAAAAUGAACACCCUUUUUGUUUUUUGUUUUUUAGCACAGGCUGAAAAAAAUAAAUUAUUGCCGUUAAAUUUUGUAUUGUGCAACUUUACAAACAACACCCUAUACUGAGUUGUUGUCUUCUAAAUGCCAUGUUUUUUUUAAGUUAUUGACUAAAUAAUAUUUUACAUCAAAAUUGUUCAGAAUAUUUACGUGAAUCCAUCGUUUUUUUAACUGAGGGCAGAAUGAAGGUCAACUUUCUGGCGUUCAUUCUGGGCCUUCUGUGGAGCUGCUCAGUCCAGAACAGGAUAUGUAUAUUUAAGUUUACUGGAUGUAAAAUACAGACUCACUAAUCUUAAAGUGCCAAUUUCUAUGGAAAGGAAAAGGAGGUCAUAAUGAAUCAGGCCAUGAACACGCCCUCAGACUAAUAUCUGACAAUUUUUGAGUCAAUUACAGCACAUCAUCAGAGUGAGUAUUUCCUCACUCCACCUUGCAAAAGUUCUCUAAACAUAUCAGACGUGCAGGACAUUUCUUGCCCAUAACGUUUUUUUAAUAUUUUUUUUUUAUCUGUGUCAGUACCACAGAUCUAUUCAUUUUAGUUCUGAAUUCUAUCUAGGUUACUUCAAAACUUACAAGAUUGGACUCAGAAAAUCCAUGUUAAAAACACAGACUGGACGCACUGGUUCAGUCAGGAAUGUAGCUUUUGGGUGUUUCUAGCCUGGAAGCUAAUCGCACCAGCAGAACCCGUUUCUGCAGGUCUAAAUUUCUGUCUUGCUGUUCAGGCGUUUCUCUUGCCCAGUCCGACCUGACAGGAAAGACCACAAACUACGAGAGAGGAGGGGAGGCCGGGUUUAAAAUGGGGAACCUUUCUGUAGAGGAGGCUGAGCCUCGCUAAGGUUCGCUCACCACAGAGGUGUGUCUUUUGAAGAAAAACUAAGACCAUUGCUUACAUUUAUGCUUAUAAGAGGUCAGAAUGAAGGCUCCGCUCAUCUACCUUGGGUUCCUUCUGUUGAGCUGCUCGGUCCAGUCUGGGAAAGCAGCUUUGCCUGAAGAUUGCUCAGAGAUUCAGAGACAGUCGCCCCAAUGGACCAGCGGAGUUUAUGACAUCCAGCCAGCUGGAAGCAAUGCUCCAUUCAAGGUGUACUGUGAGAUGCGUCCAGAUGGUGGAUGGAUAGUGUUUCAGAGACGAAGCGGACCGGUGGUGUCCUUUGCCAGGAAGUGGGACUUUUACAAAUACGGUUUUGGAUCUCUGGCAUUUGACCACUGGCUCGGUUUGGAGAGAGUCCAUCUUCUAACUAAAGACAAUUAUAAAGAGUGGACUUUGAGGGUGGACCUGUGGGACCAUGAAGGCGGCACUGCGUACGCUGAGUAUAACAACUUCAAAAUUGGAAAUGAGGCGACUGCUUAUAAGUUGCAGGUUGGGAGAUACAGCGGAAAUGCAGGCAAUGCCAUCCUUGGGACUUAUCCGGGCGACAACCAAAACGGCUUCGGCUUCAGCACCAUUGACCACGACAACGACGGCUGCUCCCCGUGUAUAUUUGGUGACAUCAUUAGCGCGGAGUGUGCCUCCACAGAAGGUGGGGGCUGGUGGUACAGCCGCUGUGGCUCUGCCAGUCUGAAUGGUGAAUGGCAUCCUACCGGCAACCACAUCGGCUGGUCUUCGGGUCUCCACUGGCUCACGUGGAAGCCUCCCGCGCCAUAUUCAGCGAAGGCCACCAGAAUGAUGAUCAAGCCCAAUUGAUUCUGCUUUUUCAUUUUGGAUUUAUGUUUUCAAUUUGGCAGACAGCGGAUGUUAUGGGUUUUUGAAGAGAAAGUUCAACCAUGGAAGUUUUCAAUUCAAAAAUCUAAAUGAAAAUAAAGGUUUUUGUGUGUUUGGCA
This is a messenger RNA of Gambusia affinis (western mosquitofish), 2605 nucleotides long. RefSeq names its product angiopoietin-4-like. Gene Ontology annotation, biological process: Tie signaling pathway; angiogenesis. The coding region runs from base 1701 to 2468 and encodes 255 amino acids. Gene Ontology annotation, molecular function: receptor tyrosine kinase binding. Lineage: Eukaryota; Metazoa; Chordata; Actinopteri; Cyprinodontiformes; Poeciliidae. The transcript is spliced from 7 exons. The record is from RefSeq and is a predicted model, not a curated record.